Notothenia coriiceps (black rockcod) is the source of this 1133-nucleotide messenger RNA. It is a transcript of the gene fam151b, whose product is annotated as family with sequence similarity 151 member B. The record is from RefSeq and is a predicted model, not a curated record. The transcript is spliced from 3 exons. Bases 561 to 1067 code for a protein of 168 amino acids. Lineage: Eukaryota; Metazoa; Chordata; Actinopteri; Perciformes; Nototheniidae.
UUUUUACAUAAUGACGUUUCUCCACCCAUAAUGCAUACAUAUGAAUUAAGAAAACAUUCAACAAAGUUGUUUAAUCAAGUUUACUGGACUACAUAUAACACUUCAGUACCAUUGUCCUCCAAUAAGUGCUAGUAAUUUGUAAUGUCCAUUUGUUGUUGAGGCGUUCCUAGAGAUACAUAGAUUUUAUUCCAUGGUAAUUUGUCAGACCGAAUUUGAUUGCAUUCUAAUAUAUAAGCUAUUAUCAUGUUUGAUUGGUCACAUAAACACUCAGUUUUCCAGUUUGCUAGAAACACUAUCCAAAACAAACAUUGAUUGCAAUACGGUAGACAGAAUAUUACAAAGAUCUUAUCGCACUGAAAUACAAUUAAAAAGUCUCCAAAAUAUGCAUAAGGUUUCAUUCAUGCUUCCUUAAAGUGGGAAAAAACAAACGUUAGAACCUUCAUGAAGGGAGAAUUUAGACAUUAUAUUUAUUAUUUAGUAUAUAGAGAUUUUACCUUUGUGUUGACAGAGUUCUUCACUAACUCUUUUGACCAUCAACUUCCAUUCUAGGUCCCACACACAUGAUUGAGGCUGACAUAGUCAUGAGAGGCCGGGAUCCUAAAGAGCCCAUCAUGGCACAUCCACCUGACACAGAGAGUGACAUCACACUGAAAGAGUGGCUGGAAAAAGUGAAGGAGUAUAACAAGGGAAUAAAACUAGACUUUAAGAGCAUGGAGGCGGUAUUUCCGUCUGUCGUUCUUCUGGAGAAGAUGCUGGCUCAGCCAAGCUGCCCACUGUGGAUCAAUGCAGAUAUCCUCUCUGGUCCUGGGGGAAAGGCCACACCUCUGGAACCUCAGGCAUUCCUUUCUGCUGUGAGAACUCUUCCCACUCACGCUGUGCUCUCUCUCGGCUGGACUACAGGAUGGACUGCUGGGAUAGAUAAUGCAGGUUACAGCUUGAAUAUGGUGCGUGUAAUGGAAGAGAUUUGUAGAGACCUUAAACAUCCAGUAACCUUCCCAGUGCGUGCAGCUUUGCUGGCCCAAUCGCUCUCGCAGCUCACAUGGCUACUGCAGCAGUCACACAGGUAGGGGUGUAACGGUUCACAGAAUUCACGGUUCGGUAUGUACCUCGGUUUGGGGGUCACAGUUCGGUAC